Molecule: messenger RNA, 948 nt
Organism: Durusdinium trenchii
Lineage: Eukaryota; Dinophyceae; Suessiales; Symbiodiniaceae
Source: the annotation of a GenBank genome assembly
AUGAAAGACAUAGAAUUAGCAUGCUUCCUGCAACACUUUUUUGAAGCGGGAAUGGGCACUGACAUAGGAGAUGUUCACGCGGCCGCUUCUGGCACCAGCAUCCCUACACGUUGUGGGAGUUUGGUCUUUGUGGGCAACUCGCACACCUACCAGCCCAAAGAGCUUGGUGGAGUGCCAGGUGCCUUUGCCCGGCUGGCAGCAUCUUGCGGGCACUCCGUGUCUGCGGAAAGCGUUACCCAGGGAGGUGCCAACCUGUCUGAUCUCUGGGAAGAGUUCGAGAGCUAUAUGCAGAGACGUGGCACCGAAGGCGUCGCCUUUGACACUGUAGUAUUGCAGGUGGGUAAGGGCUCCGCUGAAGAACGCUUUAUCAUUGGCGAGGUUCUCCGACAUCGCUAUUGCCCACUGCUUUUGAGCCUGGCUUCCAAUCCGCAGGUGGUGCUGUAUCAAACCUGGUCCACAGCUUGGCCAGAGCCCACCGAAGGAGAGGAACUCACCGCUACCCUGGAGGAGUACCGCUCAGUGAUGCUCGCGGCCGGUAUGACAGAAGUGGUGCUGGCCAGAGCUGGCCAUGCAUUCCUUCAUCUCAAAGCUGACAAUCGUAUUUAUCCUGCCUUGUGGAAAGAUGAUAUGGGCCAUGGUUCCGCCCUCGCAGGUGUCCUUGUAGCCGCAGUGCUGGCUUUGGCCUUGAAGUUGACAAAGGGCGAGCGCCUGGGGAGGAUCCUCGAAGCGCUGCUGCCCAGUGCCUGGAGGACGGCGAGUCCCGGCUUUGCAGGUGCUGCAGAAUUUGGGCAGAAAGCUUGGCGCGAAGACGGCAAAGGAGCACCGGCUGCGGUGAUGAAUCUUUUGAACGAUCCCGAGGAAGAUCUACCGAUCAGCAAGUAUCCACCUGGGAUGCGGACAGAGAGAAGAGACUUGCCAUUUGAAUUUGGCUGCUCAAUCGCACCUUGA